This is a messenger RNA of Mus caroli (Ryukyu mouse), 3311 nucleotides long. RefSeq names its product fibronectin leucine rich transmembrane protein 1 (gene Flrt1). NCBI's taxonomy places the organism in Eukaryota, Metazoa, Chordata, Mammalia, Rodentia, Muridae. The record is from RefSeq and is a predicted model, not a curated record. Gene Ontology annotation, molecular function: protein binding.
CGCGCCCCGCGCCCCGGGCCCGCCACAGAGCUCAGUCGCGCGCCGGGGGCUCCUCUCCCCGGCCCCCCUGGGUGCCCUCCGGCUGGGGCUCCCGCCCGCUCCUUGGAAUAACCCCUGAGGCUCCAGCCGUCACCGCAAAGUUUCCCGAGGAGACCCGCCUCCCCGGCCGCUACGCAGGUGAAGAACCAGGCAGCAGGUGAGAAAGGCCCCACUCUGGACAGCUGAGCCCCAGGGCUGAAGCAGGAGUAACCGACCCUUCUGCCUCACCCACUUCAGAAGCUUCUCCACAUACAGGAGCAGCCAAGCAGACCAGCCCCUGCCCCCUAAAGUGGCUUCCCAAAGCGGAGCACACAGGCCUGACAGCUCAGCAGUGCGAGGCGAGGCGAGGCGGCUGCAGCCUGCGGUGAACAUCUGAACUCCUCAGAGGGGUAACAGACCCACACACACACAGAUGCAGCCUGAGUGGCAGGAAUACUGAGUCUUUGGAGAGUGGCUCCCUCUCAGCUCUGUCACGCAAGAGCGCUCUCUGCACUGAGCCAUUCUGCCAAGUGACUUAAAGGGAUUUAAAAAAAAAAAAACCCAAAACAACAAAAAAAAAAACUUUGGUAAAGAAAAGAAGGCAGCAGUCCAGCAGUCCUAGCAGGGACAUUUUGGGAGAGGUGCAGCCUGUGGACAAAAGACUAGAGUUACAAAGAGCUGUGGUGGACGUGGUGGCCAAGGAGAGGCCACAUCCCCGGGGGACUGGCUCUGGGCUGUAGGGCAUGCCCAGCUCAGGAGUCCCCGGGGGUGCCCUGUGCACCCCGAGCACACAACCUUCACUUCGGAGAGCCAAGCCAUCGGUGCCUGUGGCCUAGGGUGCUGAAGAUGCAGCGGGGGAUCUGCAGGCAUAUCUGAGGCCUGGCCACAAGGAAGACUACAAGACUUCUAUAGUCUCUGUGUGCCUCCAUGCUCCCUCUGCCCCAAGGUUGUAGUCUGUGGUUUUGAGCCUGCUGGUGACAUGGGGCCAAGGAUGUGAGUGUGGCCUGGAACUUUGAAGCAGUGGCCAGUGGGACCCAGAGGCUCCAGGGAGCAGCAGCAGAGGAGGUAUUGAGACUCCAGGUUGGGUGGGUCAGGCCUCCAGCAGCCAUCCACCAUGGUGGUGGCACACCCUGCUGCCACCGCUACCACCACGCCUGCUGCCACGGUCACAGCCACUGUCGUGAUGACCACAGCCACCAUGGACCUGCGGGACUGGCUGUUUCUCUGUUAUGGGCUCAUUGCCUUCCUCACGGAGGUCAUCGAUAGCACCACCUGCCCAUCAGUGUGCCGCUGUGACAAUGGCUUCAUCUACUGCAAUGACCGGGGACUCACAUCCAUCCCCUCAGACAUCCCCGACGAUGCCACCACCCUCUACCUACAGAACAACCAGAUCAACAACGCGGGCAUCCCUCAGGACCUCAAGACCAAGGUCAAGGUGCAGGUCAUCUACCUGUAUGAGAAUGACCUGGAUGAAUUCCCUGUCAAUCUCCCCCGCUCCCUGCGAGAGCUGCAUCUGCAGGACAACAAUGUGCGCACCAUCGCCAGGGACUCUUUGGCUCGCAUCCCGCUGCUGGAGAAGCUGCACCUGGAUGACAACUCCGUUUCCACCGUGAGCAUCGAGGAGGAUGCUUUCGCUGACAGCAAGCAGCUCAAACUGCUUUUCCUGAGCCGGAACCACCUGAGCAGCAUUCCGUCGGGGCUGCCCCACACGCUGGAGGAACUGAGGCUGGAUGACAACCGCAUCUCUACCAUCCCCCUGCACGCAUUCAAGGGUCUCAACAGCCUGCGGCGCCUGGUUCUGGAUGGCAACCUGCUGGCCAACCAGCGCAUUGCCGACGACACCUUCAGCCGGCUGCAGAACCUCACGGAGCUGUCGCUAGUACGGAACUCGCUGGCUGCCCCGCCCCUUAAUCUGCCCAGUGCCCACCUGCAGAAGCUCUACCUGCAGGACAAUGCCAUCAGUCACAUUCCCUACAACACACUGGCCAAGAUGCGGGAGCUGGAGAGGUUGGACCUGUCCAACAACAACCUCACCACGCUGCCUCGGGGCCUGUUUGAUGACCUGGGGAACCUGGCACAGCUGCUCCUCAGGAACAACCCCUGGUUCUGUGGCUGUAACCUCAUGUGGCUGCGGGACUGGGUGAAGGCACGGGCUGCAGUGGUCAAUGUGCGGGGCCUCAUGUGCCAGGGCCCUGAGAAGGUCCGGGGCAUGGCCAUCAAAGACAUCACCAGCGAGAUGGAUGAGUGCUUUGAGGCGGGGUCACAGGGCGGUGCUGCUAAUGCAGCCGCCAAGACCACAGUCAGCAACCAUGCCUCUGCCACCACACCCCAGGGCUCUCUGUUUACCCUCAAGGCCAAGAGGCCAGGACUGCGCCUCCCAGACUCCAACAUUGACUACCCCAUGGCCACUGGCGAUGGCGCCAAGACAUUGGUCAUCCAGGUGAAGCCACUGACGGCAGACUCUAUCCGAAUCACAUGGAAGGCCAUGCUACCCGCCUCUUCUUUCCGGCUCAGUUGGCUACGUCUGGGCCAUAGCCCAGCUGUGGGCUCUAUAACAGAGACCCUGGUGCAGGGGGACAAGACAGAGUACUUGCUGACAGCACUGGAGCCCAAGUCCACUUACAUCAUCUGUAUGGUCACCAUGGAGACUGGCAACACCUACGUGGCCGAUGAGACACCUGUGUGUGCCAAGGCAGAGACAGCCGAUAGCUACGGCCCCACCACCACGCUCAACCAGGAACAGAACGCUGGCCCUAUGGCGGGGCUGCCCCUGGCUGGGAUUAUUGGUGGUGCCGUGGCUCUUGUAUUUCUCUUCCUGGUCCUGGGAGCCAUUUGCUGGUACGUGCACCGGGCCGGCGAGCUGCUGACCCGAGAGAGGGUCUACAACAGGGGCAGCAGGAGGAAGGACGACUACAUGGAGUCAGGGACCAAGAAGGAUAACUCCAUUCUAGAAAUCCGUGGCCCAGGACUGCAGAUGCUACCCAUCAACCCGUACCGCUCCAAAGAGGAGUACGUGGUGCACACCAUAUUUCCCUCCAAUGGCAGCAGCCUCUGCAAGGGCGCCCACACUAUUGGCUACGGCACCACACGAGGCUACCGGGAAGCGGGCAUCCCUGAUGUGGACUAUUCCUACACAUGAAGCUGGCCGCCCGCGCCCGCGCCGGUGUGUCACGUGGCUCUGUCUAGCCCACUGCAACACCAGGAGCCAGGAAGAGAAACUCCACAGUGACCUUCCAAGCAGAAAGCAAAGUUUGGGGAGGGUUGGUGAUUUUGCAGAACACCACAGUGGGGUU